Myxocyprinus asiaticus (Chinese sucker) is the source of this 5451-nucleotide messenger RNA. Its product is annotated as protein FAM149B1-like. Gene Ontology annotation, biological process: cilium assembly; protein localization to cilium. Bases 630 to 2549 code for a protein of 639 amino acids. The record is from RefSeq and is a predicted model, not a curated record. The transcript is spliced from 16 exons. NCBI's taxonomy places the organism in Eukaryota, Metazoa, Chordata, Actinopteri, Cypriniformes, Catostomidae.
UUGGCUACUAUAUCUCUUAAACAGAAUACGCUGCUUAUCAGAAAAGGGGUUGUUCUUGAAAAUAUAUUUGUCUUCCAGAUAACCAAGAUAUAAAUUGUCAUAAUCUGGGGCCAUGGUGGCACCCAUGGCUGUGCCUUCAAUCUGUGCCCCCCUUCAAUACUCCAAUGCACUAGAGGGAAGCGUAUACAUUAGGGCUGCCGGGUUUACAUUAAAAACUACACUUCCCAUAAUUCCUUGCUCACCAACACCUUGGUUGGUCUCUAUGACAGUCUUGGUAUUGUUGUUCAGUAGAUAAUCAUAGAUGGAUGAAGAGUUUAACUGCUUUUCUCUUCAUGUAGCCAUUCACAAUAAAUCACUCUUAGAUAUGCUGGAAUGAGCCAAUAUUCCUUUCCUGUUCGCGGACUCUCUUCUGUCAUCUGCGGCGGGCUGGAUAGUUCAGGUUCGGCCCAGCUCAAUGCUGGAUUCUAGAUUCUCUCUGCGUGGCUACUUGUCAUUUGCAUCUUUGUGGUUCCGAAGCCGGUAAAGCAUGAGAAGGCAGCGGUGGGGCAGCUGCCCGAUCCGGAUACAGGCGGCUCUGAGUCUGAUCGCAGGCUUGAUGGAGGAGAAGCGCCUGUAACAGCAUCAGAAGAAUGAUUUCACGAUACAGCCGACGGCCUGUAUCUCAUAGCCUUGAGAUCCGUGGGUUGUCCCGCAGCUGUCUGGACCAGCAUCCUCUUCCAGAGGAGGCAGAUGAUGGUACUGUGCAUCCUCCCAGACCCCUGCAUGAUCUACAGGAGGAUAUGUCCUCAUACAGCAGGUCUGAGGAGUCCUCCGCUUCAUCUGUCAGAUCAGGAUGUCGGUCAGUCACCACAAAUGACACUGCUCAGUCCUGGUCUGGUAUCCAUAGUUACACAGGCACUGGCAUCUCCACAGAACGCAGCUCUGUCAUCUCUUGGGGCUACGAUGAAUUUGAUAAAGCCGCCUCUAGGCAGGUCCAACAGAUGUUUGAAGAGAUUGAUGAAUUGUUGUAUGAGAGGAGAGGUGAAACUCACCUCAAAGGCCUACAGGAAGAGUGUCAUGAGUGGGCAUCACGAUUCCCACACCUACGGAUCCUUGGAACACAGCUGGUGUGUCCUACAGAUGAAGGGUUCCAGUGGUAUGCUACGCCUGCUCACACGCUCAUCUCAUCCAUUGGAGGACAAAACCAAGAGAAGACCGCAAAGGAGUUGUGUGUUCAAGGCCGGAGGGCUGUUUUGUGUCGGCCAUCUGUGGAGGUGACCCACCCUAGUGCCACACCCAGCUGUAACCAUGGAGAUGAGUUGCCCAGGAUUUUGGAAGAGGAGGGGCUGAUAGAAGAGUAUCUCGCCUUUGACUGCCGGGACUUGGAUGAAGAGUGGGAACGCGAGUACAUUAACAGAAGGCAGAAUCACUGCCUGCCCCCUGUCUCACCCUAUCGAUGUCGUCGGGAGGCGGUGCUUGAUCUGCUUUUUGAUGAUGUGUGGCGUGAGCUUAUUGGCUGGAUGGAGGAGCUGGUACGCAGGCAUUGGGAGGGUUUUGUGUCAGAUGAUGAGAAGAAUGUCGUGGCCCUCAGCCCUGCAUGCACUGACUCCCAGAAUCCUUUUCUGCUGCUAUCCACUGUCUCAACAGUGCUUCCGCCAUUGUCCCAGAUCCGAACACAACAGCACACAGCUAGCUUUCAAGCACAGAGCUCAAAGUCAUGGGGUUCAAAGCACAAGUCAAGACGGAAAUCCAAAAAGCAGAGAAAGUCAUCGACUUCCAGUCGGGUACCUGUAGGGGCGGCCGUGACUCAUCACAAUCUUGAUGACCUCAUCAUGAUCCAUGGCAUUCCAUUGCAACAAAGGAACCUGGGAACUCUGGACCGAAUAUCUCUGGACUCUGAGGAGAAAGUGUCUCAUCGCCCUGGCUCUAGUGUCCUUCCCGCCAGUAAACCCCACCGUGCCCUGGAGCAGAGCACAUCCUCUUUGACACGCCCUCCUCAGUCGGCACGGCGACGGAACCCACCUCCUCGCACUCUGAUGCCAUUGACCUUGAGUGUAACGCAGCCCAUCACACCCGGGUCCAUGGAAGAGGUGGUUAGAGGGACAAGAUUGACAACAGCCAGUGAUCGUUUGACCUCACCUCCAAUGCCUAUAAGCAGAAAUACUCUCCUCCCACCCAUUGGUGCAGGAGACACAGAGCACACACACUCUGGACAGCACUCCCGGCUUAUGCAGAAACAGAGAGGCUCCUCGAGUCGGGCUCACAGUGCAGUGACUGACGAGGGUGUCAGUCUGCAGCCCAGAGACAAACUGCUCCAGCUGGAUGUGUUUUCCAGACCCAACACUACACACACCUUUAGGGAGUGUCUUGGUUGUUUUUCAGUCGGACACCCCUUAUCGCCGUUCAUUCACUGGAAUAGACAACAUUGGGCAGGGACGACCUGGCAGAACAUCUGUUGGCAUAGAUUCUCUGGGAAUUGGUGUGACUGGAAUCAGUUUGGGCAUCAGCAGCAGCUCCUUCAUAGACUCAUUUUCCCAUCAUCCUCUCGGCCACUUCCCCAUCGAGCAUGAGGAGGAGCCAGAUGCAAAAGCCUCUCAGCCAGUGUCUGUUCCAGCACGCUCCCAUAACAGAGGCGGUACGACGGCACGCAGUAGCAGACCAGGGCUUUAACACACACACACACACACACACACACACAUACACACACACACACACACACACUUUCUCUCCCCUCCUUCUUUAAACCAAACUCACCUCAGCACUGAUGCAACUUUUCUUCAGUACUGACAGACACUUUAUAUGUCUGCUGAACUUUUGUAUGACAGUCCGUUUGGGCGUAAAAUUGAUUUAUGAACCACUAUUGCUAUUAUUGUUGUAUUCAUAUUGUUGUUUGAAAUUUUCUAGAACCCUAUUUUUGUAUAUUGGAUUAUUCAGCUUCAUAUGGCUGCCAAAUACAGAAAACUGUCUAUCUCUUACAUCUGUAGAUGUACUGUACAUGCUGUACUGUAUGGAGUAACACAUUUUUAUUUUCCCUAAUGACGGCUCCAUGAGGCCUACAUGGAAUUUCUAUGCAGGUUCAUAAAAGCAGGGUUUUCAGCACUAUAGCAUCGUAAGUGUAGGAGAUAACUUUUAUUGCCUGGAAGUUGCCUUUACUGGAGUGUUCAAGAUUUCUUCAGCUCUAGAAAUCACAUAUGAAUUUCAAAAAUGGGUUCUGGAACAUGCUGAAGAAGAUACUCUAUAUAUUAUAAAAAGAAGUUUAGUCAUCAUGAUGCAACUGCAACAACUCUAUCCAGUGAAAACAAGUUGUUAAAUUAGUUAAUGCCUUUACACUGGAUAUUUCAUAGGUUUGUAAGAACUAUUACUGUACAUGAUUCUGAGUUUUGCACAUGAAACCAUCCUUGAAGGUUCCGCAGUUGGAACCCUCUUUACUGUAAGACGUCAUUGCUUAAAGGGAUAGUCCACCCAAAAUGUUUAAUUCUCUCAUCAUUUACUCACUCUCUUGCCAUCACAGAUGUGUAUGACUUUCUUUCUUCUGCAGAACACAAAUUAAGAUUUUUAGAUGAAUAUCUCAGCUCUGUUGGUCCAUUCAAAGCGAGUGAAUGGUGGCCAGAACUUUAAUGGCCAAAAGGCAUAUAAAGGCAGCACAAAAGUAAUCCAUACAACUUCUGAUAUCUUCAGAAGCAAUAUAUAAGGUGUGGGUUAGAAAUAGAUCAAUAUUUAAGUCCUUUUUUACUAUAAAUCUCCACUUUCACAUUCUUCUUCUUUUGUUUUUGGCGAUUCACAUUCUUCGAGCACAUCACCACCUACUGGGCAGGGAGAAUUUAUAGUAAGAAAAGGACUUAAAUAUUGUUCUGUUUCUCACCCACACCUAUCAUAUUGCUUCUGUAGACAUGGAUUUAACCACUGAAGUCUUAUGGAUUACUGUUAUGCUGCCCUUAUGUCCUUUUUGAAGCUUCAAAGUUCUGGCCGCCAUUCACUUGCAUUGAAUGGACCUAAAGAGCUAAAAUAUUCUUCUAAAAAUCUGUGUUCAGCAGAAGAAAGAAAGUCAUACACAUCUGGAAUGGCAUGAGGAUGAGUAAAUGAUGAGAGAAUUUUCAUUUUUGGGUGAACUAUCCCUUUAACAUUCUGAUUCGGUGAUCAUAGAAUGUCGUUUGUCACAUCACAACUGUCCCUUUGAAUAGGGUUCUAUUACCACACCAGAGCCUCAUUGUAGGAACACUACGACUUUGUUAUUCAGAGGAAAACAAUUCACUUUCCAAUAAGAGGGCAGGCCAGUGCCUGUUCUCAAGUUUCUUAGUUAUUAAAACGAUCGGUUAUUCAGAAAAUAAGCCUUUGUGAUUGAGCCUUAGUCCAGUGAGCCAUGUACGUAGAGCAUGCAGUGUUUGUCUUAACGAGAAGAACAGGAAAGUGUGUAUUAUUAUUGCAUAUAGGUCUAUAUACUGUACAAACGCACACAGAGAACAACAGAGUUCAGGGUUCAUUCAAAUAACUACUGUAUUUAAAAAAAUUUUUGGCAUGAGGUGGACUUCACAGGAACAAAAUAAGUAAGGUCUAAUUAUUAAAACUGUCAUGACAAUUUGGUUUCUUUGGUGCCAGGAAAUUCUGACUGGUAAAACAUAUUCUCGCAGAUAAUUUUACUGGCAGAUAUUGAAUGUGGCUCUUACAGGUUUGUAAUGUUUAUGUGGCAGCUUCACUAUAACAGCAUUUUAUUGAAAUUGUACCAACUCUAACAAGCAUUGAUCCUCUGUUUUAACUGAGCAUUUACAUUUAGCGUAUUUGAUUAAUGUCUUGAUUAAUGAUCUCAGUGAGUGAGUAUUUCAUUUUAUCUACUUGUAUAAAUCUAUCUGGAGAUUAACCAUGCUCAAAAGCACAUAUUAUGAGAGAAUAGGCCAUGAGAGUCAUAAGUUUUCAUGAUUUGAGAGAUGGACUCCUCUACAGCCAUACUGAAGCAAUUUCAUAAGUAGAGGCACUGUUCUCACCUACGUCAUCUCUUCAUACCCCAGCCUAAUGCCUCUGCCCUUAAGACAGAUCCAACAAUUCUUCACUCAGCUCGGCAAGGACAAUCUACAUUUGCAGAAGUUGUAGCCAUAAUUGAGUUCUAGAGGUUGUUUUGUCAAUUUACUAGAAUUCCAGUAGACGUUCUGCUGUUUGACUGCAGACCACAGAGUUUCAUUGCUGCUGAUGAUUUGAAGUGGGCAGGUUCCAAGAGCCAUGUCACCUGAAUCAAUAAGGCACUUUUCACACAUAUGUAUAUAGAUUUUUUUUAUUUUUUUUCAAGUGGACGUGAGGUGAGAAUGUUCGAUUUGAUAUAUACUGGACAGGAGUGAAUGUGUGUGUGUGUGUGGACUCAGUGGAGGUGACACAGCUCUUGGAAGGUGUAGCACUGCUUUAUCUUAAGAUUUCCCCUGAAUGUUUACCUCUAUAAGAUAAAUGAGAAUGGCAAUUUAAAAAUAAAGGAGAUUAUUUGAGUAA